This is a messenger RNA of Sphaerodactylus townsendi, 2648 nucleotides long. RefSeq names its product fibroblast growth factor 19 (gene FGF19). Lineage: Eukaryota; Metazoa; Chordata; Lepidosauria; Squamata; Sphaerodactylidae. The record is from RefSeq and is a predicted model, not a curated record. Gene Ontology annotation, cellular component: extracellular region; cytoplasm. The transcript is spliced from 3 exons. Gene Ontology annotation, biological process: positive regulation of gene expression; cell differentiation; fibroblast growth factor receptor signaling pathway. The coding region runs from base 242 to 913 and encodes 223 amino acids. Gene Ontology annotation, molecular function: growth factor activity; fibroblast growth factor receptor binding.
CCCAGGUCCUGUUACGGAGCGGUGUCUGUAUUGGAAUUAGCCUUAUCGAUCAGACUGAUAACAGAGACCUAUAUAAGGCAGAGCGUCGGCUUCGCGUUUCCUAGCACCUUUCCUGAAGAAAAUAGCUCCCGAAGCACCAAGCUGCCUCCACCCCUUCUCCCUCUCUCCGUGGGAACCUUUGCCUCUCCGUCUCUGCACUGCUGUAUUUGCCUGGAAGGGAGCCCUCUCGCCACUGGCCGAGAUGUGGCAGAAGCUGCGCGAAGCCCGCACGCCUCUGGCUCUGAUGGGACUUUGCUUUGCAAUGGUCGCCAGAUCUGCGCCUCUCAGUGAUGCUGGACCACAUGUCAACUAUGGCUGGGGGGAGCCUGUAAGGUUAAGGCACCUCUACACCGCCAGCAGGCACGGGCUGCUCAGUUUGUUCCUGAGGAUCAACGGCGACGGCCGCGUGGACGGCACCGGCGCGCAGAAUCUGCACAGUUUGCUAGAGAUCAGAGCCGUGUCACUUCGCACGGUGGCGAUCAAGGGUGUGCACAGCUCUCGCUACCUUUGCAUGGAAGAGGAAGGGAGGCUGCACGGACUCCUCAGAUAUUCUACAGAGGAUUGUUCUUUUGAAGAGGAGAUGCGUCCAGAUGGCUACAAUGUCUACAAGUCAAAGAAAUAUGGUGUUUCGGUCUCUUUAAGUAGUGCUAAACAAAGACAACAAUUCAAAGGGAAAGAUUUUCUUCCAUUAUCUCAUUUCUUGCCUAUGAUCAACACUGUCCCAGUGGAGUCUACAGAUUUUGGAGAAUAUGGUGAUGUUAGACAACCUCUUGAAUCUGAUAUUUUCAAUCCACCUGUUGAAACUGAUAGCACGGACCCCUUUCGCAUGACUUCAGAUGUAUCGUCAGUGCGAAGUCCUAGCUUUGGGAAGUAACCAGGGUUACUUUGCCUUUGUUUUCUCAAAAAAAACUCAAUAGUCUAUAAUAGUGUAUUUAGAAGUAAUAGUUUAAAAAAUGGGAACAUCUUUCAAUAUGGUGUUGCCAAUGGACAAUUACUUUAAAUUACAAACACCAGGAAAGCUGUGUUCACAAAUACUCCCUAACGAUUUAGCAAAAAAAAAUUUUUUUUUAAUCAGGAAAAACCCUACAGUGGUAUUUUUAAAACCUCCUUCUAAGAAAAGCUCUAAAUCAGGAAUGACAAAUAUGCACAUUGUGCAGGAAUUUCUUCUGCCUUGGAGGGUGUUUGGAAGGAUAAGAUCAUGAAUAUUUUACUUUACUACUUCAUUAUUCUUUCAUUCACCUGUUGAGUCCUAGCGUCAAUAGCACCAAGUGAAAGAUAAGUUACUUUCUUCAAGGUGCUUAAAAUUCAUCAGUGUGUAAGAAAUAAAACUGAUGCAACCAACUAAGCAAACACACAAUUCCCUAUCUUCAGACAUUACAUAACUUAAUUUCAUAAAUCCUUGGAAAUGUUUUGAGGAAAAUUAACUAAGAAAGUCAAUUUCUAUCCUGAGUUUUCCUGAUACAGAGGUUAAUGUUGGCCACUUGGUCCUAGUGAAGGAGAUAAAUUUGUUUUUAAGUGAUCCAAUGUCUGUUGCUAAAAAAUUAACCAGCUUUUCAGUUUUCACAUGGUUCUUCAACAAGGAAAACAGAUAGUAACUUUUAUUCCUUUAUACUGAAAAGACUAAUUGACAGUGCUAUUCCAAGCAGUUCUGCUCAGAAUCCUACUCAGGUCUAUCUAAUGGGUCUUUCUCCAAAAGGAUUGUACUGUUACAGGUGCAAAUGUCUGAAGUGCUAAAUUUCUGGAAGAGUAUUGUUAGGGAUCUAUCUGGGAUUACCAAAUACAGAUGAUCAUGUGACCAAUUAUAUUUUAAUCUACUCAGAGAAAGAAAAAGAAGAGGUAUUUUGUGGCUGAUCAAGGCCGCAUUGUUAGUGCCAUGAACAUGACCAGUUGAAUAAUGGGGCAAACUGCUUGAGUCUUGCCUUUGAACUGUUAGAAUAAAAGGUUGGCCUUGCUGACAAAUUUUUUAAUCCGGUUGCUUUGACUGCCAUUGAAUAAUACAAUAUAAUUAGCAAUAUUUUGUAAAAUAUUUUGUAUAUAAACACUUUUAAAGUAGCUUAACGAAAAGUCAGAAAAGUCAUCUUCCAAAGCGGUUGCCACCUUGCCUAGAGAAAAAAUAGAGUCCCUUUAGUAAAGGCUUGAUUAGUAGAAAGGGGCAGUUGAAGCAUUCAUGGUAUGAAGGUAAAUAAUGUCACCUGGUUAGUAGCAUCCUAGUAAGCCUCUCUGAAAGGGACUUUCCCCCCAGGCAGUUAGUAACCCUAAUCUUGAGACACUACACAUUUUCCCAAAUAUUUUUGUACAAAGUAGUAUUGUUAUGUACAGAAAACAAAAGAAAAAUAUAUUAUUUUCUCGACUCAGCACUUCGUUGUCAAUGCUAUAUUUAUAAGUAAUUUAUUAAACACAUACAUCUGUUUAUUUUGUUAUUGUAUUUAUACUCAAAUUUAUAUUUAUGUAUUCCCAUGUGAUCUUUUUUUUAAAAAAAACAAGUCUGUACAAAGGUAGUAAUUUUUGUAAUCUCAAUAAUGGUUGGUAGAAAUUUAACUAAUUUUUGCAUAUCAAAUAGCUGUAGCUGAAGUGUGACAUUUUAAAUAAAAUACAAUACAGUAAAACAC